GGCUGGACUCGGCCGAGCCCUAUAAAUGGCCCUGGCAGGGGACGGUCGCGGCCACCCAGCCGGAGGAGCCGCAGCGCGAACCGUCCCGUCGGAGAUCAUGAGCUUGCAGCCGUGGGGCUAUUUAAAGGACAAUGGUGAGUGGGGCGCGGGUCUCUCGUGGGGAGCCGGAGUUUGCGGCUUCCCACGGCGGCGCCCUCCUCCCCGCGUAAGAGGGGAGCGGGUAGGAGAUGCAGCGCAGUUUCGCUAACGGGAGCAUCUCUCACCGGCUGCAGAAGCUGCUCCUUGCCCACCGGUGCCCGGUAUUUAUUUAUUUUCGAUGGAGCUCCCCAUGAAUAGCAUCUCUUUCUAUAUUGGAUUCCCAGGGCUUUGGGGUCAGUCUUGGUAUGUUCUGUUGAUGGACUUUCCCCCGCUGAUUAGCAAAAUUGGGCGCAAGCUUUCCGGGCAGCUAUUGAGCUCUUUCAGCUGGCACAGAUGUCCUUGCCGCCUGAAAGUGGGAAUGGGGACGUGGGUUUCCUGCAGAUCACAGAAUUGUAGAGUUGGAUGGAACCACAAAGAUCACCUAGUCCAAAAGCAGGGAUCUUUUUGCCCAAUGUGGGACUCGAACCCACAACCUUGAGAUUAAGCAACUUCUGUUCCACCAACUGAGCUAUCCCAGACUGCAUGCAGCUUCCAUCACCCCUGACCAUGUUGGCUGGAGCUGGUGGGAUUUAGAAACCAAGGACAUCUGGAGGGCCAACAGGUCCCCCUGUUUCUUCCUCGAAGAUGGAGGUAGCUUCUAUUCAUCCUGAUUUGCAAGCACAAAGUUUGCAGGGAGCUUGUAUGUUUCAUGAAGCAAUUGUUUGCAUGCUUUCUGGUGCAUUUUUCCUGGCACUACUCACCUCUAAAAGACCAUUAAAAAACCAACACCAAAUUCGCUUUCAUUCUGCCAUGUGAAUUGGUUGGUACACAGUUCAACGCAACCAACAAAUAAGCAAAAUUCAGGGACAGAUCUGACAUGUUUUUACAGGUAUGCAGGAAGCUGACUUAUGAUGGGUCGGAAUAUUUGUCCCUUUGUUCUUGCCUGCCCUGACUGUCAGUGAUUCUCCAGGGUCUGGAGGCUGGGGCUUCGAAGGAUUGAAGCUGGGACAUUCUGUGUACAAGAAUGCACUUUGUAACAAAGCAAUGUGGCACUUAUCAAAGCUAGCCUUUCUGUGCUUUCAUUUAUGCUUUCUGGCUAAAUUUUGUGGAAAUAGCUAAGUAAAAUUCUCUCUCUCCUCCCAUGUAUUUAAUUUUACAUCCCACCUUUCUUCCACAGUACCCAAGCAGCGUUCAAAACUCCCAUUGUUCUAGGCGUGUUUUGGGACAGAGAAUUUCAUAAACGCCAGCAGUUUCUGAGCUCUGGGCGCAGUACUGCGCCUAAGAUUUCAGAUUAAAAUUGCCACUGUUACUCAGAAGUAAAUUCCAACCAAGUUCAAUGGGGCUUCCUCCCAAGCAAAACGUGUAUGGAAUGGAGACCUGAGAACUUUUUCCCCUUUCCUUUUUAAACCCAACAUGUUUUGUUUAGGUUUUAGUUGCCUUGUUUAAUGUACUUUUAAUGUAUGAUGUGCUUUUAAUUUGAAAUAUACUAGCCAGUUCGUUAUGAUGGUUUAAGUAGUGCAUGUUAAAGUGUUAUCUACCUCAGACUCUCACAGUGAUGCUUAAAAUCAAAACAAAUUUUGGAGUAGGGUCACUGAAGGACCCUUAAGUCUUAGGUUUGUGAACUGGGUGUCUCUGCCAUCAGUUGUAUAGGCCUUUAUGUGUUAAUUGUGGUGCCAAAAAGAUAUAUUUAUAUGAAGGAAAGGGGGUGUAGGGAGAAUUCAGGGCUUGUCUGCAGAGUGGAAGGAAAGGAGGACCUUUUUCUGCCUCCCCACUUCCAGUUACUCUCUGAAGACUGCAGAAGGGACCCUCUUAAGAAUAUUUGGGGGGCCAGCAGGGAAAGCAUGGCUUUGCUUUUUUGAAGUCUUCAGAUGAUAACCAGACUAUGUGAAAAAUGAACAAAAGAUUUUAGCUGCAGUUCAUUCAUUUUCAGCUUUGUAUUCCUGUUAUAAAAAGUGUGUCUAGACAUCCUAUUGUUGCGCCCAUAACCUAGGUUUAAGGUGCCAUUUAGCUCCUAGCUUUCAUAUUUCAGUUUCUAACACUGUACUCAAGGUAUUGUAUGUAGAGCAGGGAUAGCUAGACUACAGACUUUUUUUUGUUGUUACUGGAAACCCAGGGUUUUGUUUUGAGUACCAGAACCAAAUGGGAGCUCACAGUCUUUCCACACAGAAAUUCAUUCCCGGUUACUCCAAGCUUUCUUCACUUCAGCAGCUUGCUUUAGAAGAGGAGUCAUUUUGUUCCUGCUCUUCGCAGCCUAACUUAAAUUGCGGGGAAGUUGUGAGGAUAAAACAGUUUGAAGAAACUUAGGAAGUUGCAGUUCAGUGGUUCUGCUCCUGCCUGCAGGGCCAUUUCCAGAAAGCAAUUAUGUGGGGCAACCGUUCAGUGCCCUGGGAGUUGCCCUGUGCCAUCCUGCAGGCUUCUGUCUUGUCCCUCAAGCUAUUUAACAUAUAUCUGAACCACUGGGAUCUGUCUUCAGGAGAUUCCUAGUGAGGUGCUGCUAAUUUGCAAAUGACACCCAACUCUAGCUCUAUCUGAAUCAGGAGAGGCAGCAGAAGUGCUAGACGGGUGCUUGGAGAUAGUUAGGAGCUGGAGGUUGGCAAAUAAACUGAAGCUGAAUCCUGAAAAGGCAAAAGUGUUAUGGGUUCUGAGUUCUCAAAUCUGGGAGGUGGGAGGCUGCCUGUUCUGGAUGGGGUUAUACUCCCCUGGAAGAAGCAGGUUCAUAGCUUAGAGGUACUCCUGGAUCCAACUUUGUCACUUGGGACUCAGAUGUCUUUGGUGACCAGGACUGCCUCUUUCCAGCCAAGUCUGGUUGGCCAUCUAUGGUGUCUUUUGGACAAAGAAGACUUGGUCACUGCACUCCAUGUGCUGGUAACUUCUAGACUGGAUGAGUGGAAUGCAUUCUAUAUGGGGCACUCCUUAGAGUCUACCGUAAUUGGAAACUUCGACCGGUCCAAAAUGCAGCAGUCAGAUUGAAGCCCCAGCCAGUAUUUAGAACUCCUAUAACUCCUGUUUUAAAACAGCUGCACUGGAUGCUAGUUUGUUUUUGGGUCCGGUUCAAGCUACUCACAUAUGUGAUUGAAGCCCUAAACAACUUACACCCUAAAUAUCUGAAAGACAACCUCCUUCCCUACAGAUCCUCCCAGUCUAACUUACCUCACAAGGUUGUUGUGGGGAUUAAUCUAUGGAUUAAAAAGGUGAGAUAUCAAUGCAAUGCAAUAAAAUAAUAAAUAACUCUCUAUCCUAGUGUCUGACACCUGAGAUAUAUGUACUAGGACCCACCCAAUUCUCUUGAUUGUAGUAUGUUUUAACUAUUUUAACUAUUGUAUUUUUAAGACGUGGUGAACUGCCCUGGGUUCUUGUGGUGAAGGAUGAAUAAGAAAUCUUACCAUCAUAAGCAUCAUCAAAAUCCAUGAUGGCAAGGGGGAGGGGGAGGGGAAUUUCUUCCAGCACAGUUCUGCACAUAUACUCAAAAGUAAGUGCCACUAAGUUCACCAGCUAAGGGUAUAUAUGACUGCAGCUGUCAACCUUUAAAUUUAAGUCAAUCUGCCCAUUCUUUCUUACUAAUUUACCAUGGUCCUGUAUAACUGAGCAAGAUACUAAAGUUUGCACUUCCUGACUGCCAAACGCUAAGCAAAUAUGAAAGUGGGUACUAUGCAGUGUUUGCAGGACUUAUAGCUUAUAUUCAGAACAUGACGCUCUCUUAUUGUCUUUCCCCCUUAGGGCCAGAUCGCUGGCAUGAAACAUACCCAAUGGCUAAAGGGAAUAAUCAGUCACCUGUUGCAAUCCUGACCAAGGAUGUCUACAAAGACCCUGCUCUAUUGCCUUGGUUUACUGGCUAUGAUCCAGGUGCAGCUAAGACCAUAAUGAACACUGGGAAAACUUGCCGUGUUACAUUUGAUGACACUUUCGAUCGCUCAGGUAACUUUGAGUUUUAUCUCUUACAAAUACUUCUAGUUAACCAGUAUGCACCCCUGCAAAAUGAAGUCAGGAAGGGAUCAUUCAAACUACUAAUAUCUUUCGGGGUGGGGUGGCAGAGACCCUCUCCUACUUCAUACUUUUUUGCAUGCAGGGGUCUUAAGCAAUGUAUAUAUUUAUUUGAUUUAUUGAUUUACAGUGGCAGGGCAGCUUUAUAAAAACAGCCUGAAGCUAAGCUAGACUAGAAGCACAGAACAAUGAAGAAGUCUUUGCUAGGCAUGAAAAUGACAUCAAGAUAAGUGCUAGGGGAAGUUCUGUGAGGAGGACACUCCACAGUUGGGGUGCCACCAUGGAAAAGUCCCUCUCCCCCACCACAGCACACUCUGAGUGGGUGGGAAUCAGAGAAAGGACUCCAAAGAGUAACUCAAAAGUCUGGUGAGUUCAAGGGUAGCCAACAUGGUGCACUCUGGAUGUUUUUGAACUCCGGUUCCCAUCAGGCCCAGCCAGAAUAGUCAAUGGGCAGGGGGAGGGAAAUGACAUCCCACUCUGCUCUGCCUCCACUGGCACUGCCUUUGUGUUGCCCACCUCCACUGGUGGCGGCAAAAAAGUGGUGCUGGAAUCAGCAGCUAUUUAUGGCAAAAUCUCGCUGAAAUUUCGUGAGCUCUCUUGUUUUCCGUGAGAUUUUGGUGAGCUCUUGCUGGAAAUCUACACUCCUGCUGGUACCACUUCUCCACCAGUGGCGGAGGCAGUGGCAUGGAUGGGGCGCCAGCAGAGGUGUCUGCCACCUAAAACGGCUGCAUCACCCCAAUUCAUGGGUGGGCCAGCCCUGGAGGGCACCAUAUGACUACCCUUGGCUAAGUUCAGGUGGAGAGAGGCCAUUUUUUCAGUACCCUGGUUGCACGUUAUGAAGAGGCUUAACACUCAAAACCAAGACGUUUGAUUGGACCUAGAAAUAGAUUACAAGCCAGGGAAGAUGGUGAAGUACCUUUGUGAUACUCUUGUGUGAUAGCUCUUCUGCCUUCUGAUGGUCCAGUUAGGCAGUUUUAGACUCUGGACCUGAAAGGUUUUAAAAUAUUUAGAUGGCAAUGUGUAUUACUUAAUUACUUAAAUGAAUGCCCCCCUCCGUCCUAUGCAUUAUGCACAAAAGAUGAGUGACCUGCAUUAAAAUGCAGAGAACGAUCAGUAGCCUUUGGCCUGGACAAUAAUAUCACAGGGACACAGAUAUUUGCUGUGGGAAUCUGGUUUUACCAAGCUUAAACCUACUUCUGAAGGCCAGUUUGAAUAUUCAGAAGAGGUUGAGACUUUUGUACAUAUAUCAUCCGUGCGUCUAAUUCCCUGUCUCUAAAAUAGUGGUGUAAGAGCUCAUGGGUCUCAUCAGAGGAACUCCACAGUUCAGACUGAGAACAUAGUACAAACCAUAGAAUAGAUGGUCCACGAGGUCCUGUUCCAAAUAUGAUAAUAGCAGUAGGGUUGUAGAUUCAGCACCAUUCACUGUAUUGUGAUGGGGGCUAUGCAUUGCUCAUCAUCAUGCUUUCAGCUGUACGUCUGCCAUUCACAAACCACUUCAGGUGAUGCCCCUCCCUUAGUCAUUGCCAGCAAUGGCUCACUUACAGCCCUCAAAAUGUUGUUGGACCACAAUUCUCUUCAUCACUGGCCAUUGGUCAUGCCAGCUGGGACUGGUGGGAGUUGUUCAGCAAAAUCUGGAGGGCUUCCUCAGUACAUCACUGGAGGGGUGAAGUCAAAUGAAACCAUGAAAGUUUCCUUUACUCGUGAUGGAAGUUCUGAGUCCAGUCAGCUUAAAAAAUGUCAGAAGACUGACACAUGUCUGGCUUUGGCAUGUAGAGCCAUAACUUACUCUAGGCUAAGUAAUUUUUUAAUGUUUGUUUGUUUUAAUCGUACUGUUAAGCUGUAAUCCUCAAGGGAUGCUUUGGAUAAUUGCUCUCCAUGGGACUUAAUGAAACUGCUUUGGAUAUUUUAGAAUUAGGACCUUAAGGAUGUUGAUCCUAAACAUUGGUGACAUUAUACCUGCUUGCGGUGGUUUGUUUUUUUCUGAUGUUACUGCCACGCUGAUGUAAUGUUCAUCUUUUGUGAUGUUGUCCUACUAUAGUAGUUGUGAGACCCUAACUUUGGCAUGUAUACCAGAGCAUCGAGUUCCAGGUCCUGGCUUUGGGGACACCACAAUCACCCUAGUGGGAAUUUCGCUAUCAAUUUCAGUGACUGAGUGUCCUCAUUUGUCAUGAAGCCAUGACAGCCAGGCCACCCGCACUUUAUAUGGGCCUUUGAGAUCUUUACAUAACUGCUUUUUGUUGCUGGUGAUUUAUUUCUGUGUGGGUACGUCUGGAUACCAGUCAGAAUGAGAAGAAUUGACACAGCUGAGGCGCGGGGGCGCUGCUUUGUGCAGGCAUCCCCAUACCAACUAAAGAAAGAAAAGUCAACGUUAAGCCUUUUGCCCUGUGCUUAACACAGCCUUUAUCCUUGGGUAUUCCAGCACAUAGGAUAUCAAUCACUGACAUGAGACCAGCAGUGCUCCAGUACAAAAGGAUUUAAGAUCUGUGUUAGCAUUAACUUUGAAAUUCCAUGCUAUUGCUGGAGGUCAAAGAACUUGAACGUUGUUCAAACAAAGGCCUUCUGGGAUUGCUACAGUACAUUGGGUUAUCAGCUUUCUGGCUCUGGAAACUUGGGUUCCUUUCCCUUUUUAGGCUGCAAAUAAAGACAAGUUUAGUAUCUCAGGGGACCCAGGGUUACAACAGUGGGACAGGGGCGUUGCAGGUCAGGAAGGAGGUUCUCUUGCAGAACACCCUGUUUUCCAGAACUUCCACACUCUUUGUAGAGACUGUGAGGUCUCCCUUCCAAACUUUCAUAGAAUAAAAGCCUCAUUGCUAUUGCCAAUUGUUUUGCUUUAGGUGAAAAAUUCCCUUCUUGGAAAUGCAAGCCAUAUAAUUGCACAUUGUCAAACACACAUAGCUGACUUUAUUAACAAUAAUGACAAAGAAUAUGCCAAAACAGUCUGCCGACCAAAUGUUUAUUUAUUUAUGGACCUGUUAAUGCAUCGUUACUGACAUAGCCAACUGUGCUAUACUGUUACUUUGUUUUUAUCCUAAAACAGCAUGGCAAAGCCAUCAUUUUGUAUCUUGGGGAAAACCUGGCCUCAUUGUUUUCACUUGUGGAUUAUCACCUGUCACUAUAAAUCUGGCAACAGGUGAGGCUUUGCGUCAAUAAGACCUGCUCUCCCCCAUAACUAUAUAUAAACAGGGCUAACAUUCCUUGCCUGAUAGAUUUUGUUUUUACCUGGCUCCCAGUGGCAUCUGCCUUGUGAAAAAAAAGGAAUCAAUUUCCCUCCCACUUGCAACCUACUGGGUAGAAUAGACAUUUUAUUCCAUUGAUUUUACAGUAGAUUAUAAGCUGCCAGCUCCAGGGGUUUUUUGUUUUUUGCUGAUGUGACUAUGCCGUCACACACUUGCAUUCACACCAGAAGGGUAUAAUCAACAGAUCCUUCCAUGCACAAAAAUCUGUUUUGUAUGGUGAAAACAAAAACCCCAUAAUGGAGAAAGAUUGCUUAUUAUCAGAAGAAGAAUCUUGCUGCAUCUCACCAGAUCUCUGUCUUGUCCAGCAUUCUGCCCCAACAGCAGAUUACCUAUUGGGGGCUCACAACUAGGACAUAUGCUGGUUUUCAGAGUCAUAGUCCCUGAGUUUUUUUUUCAUUUUUAAGCUGACCGAGUUAGUGGUUAUUCCUAAAUCUCGUGGUAGUGAAAUUUAGGUGGUUCUUCUUCAGUGAGACAAUGCCAUAAGGAAUAACUAAGAAAUACAUAUAUGAAUUUCCCACUGUAAAAUAGUUGGCAGGUGGGCAUCUGACAUUUUCAUAGUAGGAAAACUGUUCCAUUGCAACUCCUUUAUUCUUAAGCAAAAGCAGGAUGGUCAGAGUUGGAGAUGGGGUUUCAUACUGGGUGGAAUGUAACUGGAAACAGGUGAUAACUUCUUCAGAGAGCUGGUGGAGGUAUGAUAGAGGCAUUGUUGCUCAUGCUAGUUACUCUGGUUUAGCUAUGAUCUCUGGUCAAAGAGCUUUGCAAGUUGCUAUGGUGCUUUAAGAGGCAGCAGUCCUACUUUUGAGCAAAGGCAGAGGCUGUACACACUAUACAUUCAAAGCACAUAUGAAGCAUCUUCUUUCUCUUAAAGAAUUCUGGGCACAGUAGUUUUGCCCUCACAGAAUUACAAUUUCUGGCAACCCUUAACAAACUACUUAGAAUUCUUUGGGGGGGGGGGGGAAAGUGUUCCAAAUGUGCUUUCAAAAUAUUGCGUGCACAGAGCUAAAAGCGACAAAGAAGACUUCGCAUGUAGCCAAACUAUGAGUGAUGGCCUUAUAGGGAGGUUCAGGCACCCCAUGUAUUGAGAGGAUUUAUGAGGAAGACCACAACACUUAUGUAAGCUAGCCCCACUCCUGCCAUGGGCAGCAGCAUGCAGCUAGUAUGCAAGGGAUACAGUGAACGGGAGUUCCUUCACAUGCCAACCCAAUGCACAAAAGGUGUGGGCAUGGCUGCUGGGAUGACAUUGGGUCUGUGGCAUUGUGGAGUCAAUAAGAUUGUGGCCAGGCUGACAACACAGUUGCAAAAACAAAACAAACGAACAAAACCUUGUGGGGAAAUGAAAUAAGCUGUGUUGCUGCCACUGCUAAUGGUAAGCUCCCUGAAAAAGUGUUGGCAAAUUCUCCCCCCGCUGGAGAAACUAGGCACCUCCCACCAUUUCUGCACCAAUAAAAACAGGGUGGUGAAUUUUCAGGUGCCAUUUCAGAACAGCGCUAAUUUCAACCUCUCCUUUUUCAGGUUGACUGUAGUUGUUUGAACUACACAGGGCAUCCCUCACACAAGCAUCUUCUCUUAUGGUAUGAAGCACACAGUCAGCACUUGGGAGCUCAAGAUAUUUCACAGCAGUUUGGGGUUGAUUGGCAUGUCUGGAAGGAAAUAAAUACGGACACUUGCUGUCGUCGUCCCCCCAUUUUUUGUUUUUGUUUAUUUUAAGGGGGGAGGACUGCAAUAUUAAAUUACACACUUGUGUGUGAUAAGAGAAAGGAAUUUUAAUCAAUAAUUACAUUGGUUAUUUGAAGGAGCUUCAGAAGUAUUUCCUGUGGUGUGAAAUGUAGCUUCCUUGCCAUUAUAACUGGUUCUUGAUUGAGAGAGAAGUCAGGGCCUAUUUAUAGAUGGGUGAGGGGUGUGAAUUUUGGGCAAAGGCUCAGCUUCACUUGAUGCCCACAGAGUGACAUGUAAUUAACUCAUAAGUGACAAGUGUGAGCUAUUAUUGUUCUCAACCAAGAAUUCCUGUUCUUAAUUGCCACCAGCAGUGCUACUGGUAAACCUCAUGCUUCACGAUGACACUGUGUUUGUGGAAUUCCCUCCUCAAGGAAAUAUGUACAGCAGUGCUCUAUCAUGACUGACACUGAAGAGAACUCUUGAGACUUUUUAAUUUAGACCCACUUUAAUUAACUGCUGUGUUUUUAUUGUUACUGCUGUGUAGUUCACUAUGUAUUCUUUCAUAAAUUAUGUGCACAGUGUGUCCUGCAAGGCAGCUUAAAAACCCACAAAUAAAUAAUCACUAGUUGCACACUUGAGUUCUUACAACUGGCAAAAUAUCAUGACCAAGAGGUUUUUUUUAAAAUCAAAUCCGAAGACCACUAAACAAACAGACAUGGGUCCUCUUGGGACUGUACCACUUUAGAAUGCAAAUGGAGAUCAAAUUAUUGUUCUUCAACAGCAAACUGCAGAGUUAGGAUGCCUGGGAGAAGGUUGCCAGUUUAAUUUGGCAAUCUUCCUGACAUGCUAGCUUUUCAUUUGUAGGGAUUUUAAAACAGCUGCAGGGAGAGGCAUUCCUGACUCAUUUUUAAGUGAUAUAGUCCUAGAAAGUUAUACCACUCCCCAUCUCUAAACCUUUAGAUUGCCUUUGAACUCAAGGAAAGGGGGACUGAAUGUGUGUCCCUUUGCAUGUAUAACCUUCCAGUCUUCCCUGAGGCUUUAUGGAGUUUUGCUAUUGGUAGCUCCUGUUCAGAUGUUUGAUGUCUUGGGGCUGCUUUGAAUAUUUAUAUUAGUGUGUGGGAAAGAAACCCACCAAAGAAGGUUGCUAUGAAUGUAUAGGGAAGUUUUCAAUAUUUUAUGUUUAUUGUGUUUUUAAUAUUUUGUUGGGAGCUACCCAGAGUGACUGGGGCAACUCAGUCAGAUGAGCAGCAUGUCAACAACAACAACAACAACAACAACAACAACAACAACAUCAUGAUGAUAAAUCUGAACCUUGUUUAUGUGUAAUUUUGGACAACUCCCAAGCUAUGAGAAGACCAACCAUUAUUAUUAAUUGUUUUUAUUAAAAGAUUUUCCUGGGCAACAAAAGUACAUACAGUGUCUCUGUAAGGUCAACCAUUUAUUCAAGUAACGUUAAUUUCUAUGAAUACUAUAAUGACGGCAGAGUAGUAAUAACAGUGCUGUAGGCACCAGGUACUGUAUGGCUCUAGGUCUGAGGGGACCCCUUGUCCAUCAGUGGAUCUUGUUGGGCUUAACUGGCAAAUGCAACAGCAGUGCUCCAGGAAGCUGGCUUUAGCUGCCAUUUUAUUUUGUCACCAUGCCCACAAUGUAGCGUUGCUUCAGGGCUUUGCAGGAAAUUUAAAUGGUGGCUAGCCCCUGGUCGAUCCCCUGUCAUCCAGUGCUGAUUGAAGUGCCGGCGAUAGGCUGUGCCAGCGUGGCUGGGGCCAUGGCAGCUGCCCCAGGAUGCCAGGUGAUAGAAGAUGAGAUGCCCUCCCUGACUUCAGCCAUAUUUGCAAGAGGUGCUCAUCAACCCUAAAAGAAAAGGCCCAUGCAGUACAUGGUUGUCCAUUUUGUUUCAGCCCAGAAAAGCCUUCUUUUAAUCGAGACCUAUUUGUUGCAGUGCUCAGGGGAGGGCCACUCCAGGGUACUUACCGGCUGCGUCAGCUUCUCAUCCACUGGGGUUCAACAGAUGACAAAGGCUCAGAGCAUGUGAUUGACGCAACGAGGCAUGCAGGAGAGGUGAGUCUUUGUGCGCUAGAGAAUGCAUCAUGGAGGAUAAAGCUACCAAUGGCUGUUUACCAUGACGUCUAUACUCUGCCUUCCAUGGUCAGAUGGGGAGAGGGCUCUUGCUCAUGGGUCUCUUACAGCCACCUGGUUGGCCCCCCGUGAGAACAGGAUGCUGUGAAAAUUGGGUGCGCAAAAAAGGAAGAGAAUAGGAGGCAUGCUUAUGGGGUUGAGAAGAUAAAAAGGAGGGGCGUGAAAGUAUCUGAAGAAUAGGAGGGGAUAGCGACUUCAUAGCUGGGAAGAAGGUGAAAAGGGUGCUUAGGAGUUGCAAUGUGUGGUAGCAGGAAGAUGCAGGAACUUACAAUUGGGGUGUUCUGUGUGCAAUGGGGCGGUAGCACCCCCAUCAUUCAGCCCAGACACUGAGGUCCAGCUCCGAGGGCUUCUGGUGAUUCCCUCACUGCGUGAAGUGAAGUUACAGGGAAGCAAGAGGGCCUUCUCGGUAGUGGUACCCGCCCUGUAGAACGCCCUCCCAUAAACAACUAUCUGACUUUUAGAAGACAUCUGAAAGCAACCGUGUAUCGGGAAAUGUCUAAUGUUUUACAAAUUUUUUAUGUGCUAUGAGAUACCCAGAGUGGUGGCUGGGGAAACCCAGCCAGAUGGGUGGGGAAUAAUAAUAAUAAUAAUAAUAAUAAUAAUAAUAAUAAUUGCAUCAAAGAUGGAGGGUGAAAGUGCAGCCAGGUUCAGGUUCAGGACUGCAGAAUAGAAGAGAGAAUUGGCUUCAGUAAUGGGCUCAGAAGGUGAAAGUUUAGUAGUUUCAUGGGGGUGGGAAUGAGAGGCUCUGGGGGGUUAAUGUGGGGGGUGAACAAGCAUGGGCAGAGUCCCUAGUAUAAUAGAUUUUCCUUGUUUCCAGAUUCAUUUGGUGCACUGGUAUCCUAAGUAUAGCAAUUAUGCAGAUUCUCUGAGAAAAACUGACGGUGUGGCUAUCUUGGCUAUUCUUCUGAAAGUAAGCUCUAUCUUUCUGUACACAUAUUAUGAUACCUAGCAAUCUUGCUGUCUAAGUAGCUCAGUCGGUAGAGCGUGAGACUCUUAAUUUCAGGGUCACGGGUUUGAGUGCCACAUUGGGCAAAAGAUUCCUGCAUUGCAGGGGGUUGGACUAGGUGGUCCUUGUGGUCCCUUCCAACCCUACAACUCUAUGUCUAUCUGAAACAAUGUCCUUUUAUAUCACUCACACUACCCCAGUAUUGCAUGGAUGUGCAAGUGUGAUUCUACUAUGUCUGGACUGCCUUGUUACCAGUGGGGUCUCAGCAAAGAAGUGCAGUUCAUCAUGACAGCACCCCCAGCCACACCCUUAAGGAGAGUCCAAAAAUUCAGACAGCUAAACUGAUCCUUUGUGUGUGUGUUUGCACGAAGGAGCAGCAGUCCAUAGCAUAAUUAGAAUCUUAUGUACAAUUUCCUGGCAGGGUUGCCAGUGGGGCUUGCAUCUGACAGUAUAGGUUCUGCUUGUAACACACAUUGAGCUUCAGCCAGUUGAAAUGCAAAGAUUUUGCAAAUAAAUGUUGCUGUUGAAACUGUCUGCUCCAUAACAGAAAAGAGAAGAAAAUAAUUUUUCUCCUUCUCUGACUGCCACCAUGUGACUCGGUCACAAGUAUACUUGAAAGCCCCAUUAUCACCACAUUUGUUUGCCUGAGAAUCUGUUUAAUUACCCUGGCACUGUGGCAGAUGACACUGACGAUCCUGCUCUGAAAAAAAAGUCCUGGAGCUGUCUUCUUCUGAGCUCCUCUCCCACCACACCACAGUUUAUUAUACCAACAGAACACAAUUAGCACACAUGUCAAACGGACAUUCUGUCAAGCAAAUCAUUUAAAUCAUCCCCACUGUGCUCUUCUUCUUAUCACAUAAGAAUUAGAAACCCACAGCUUUUUUCUGUUAUGAAGGAACCUCUGUGCAUGCUUACUUGGAAGUACCGUAUUUUUUGCUCUAUAAGACUCACUUUUUCCUUCCUAAAAAGUAAGGGGAAAUGUGUGUGCGUCUUAUGGAGCGAACGCAGGCUGCACAGCUAUCCCAUAAGCCAGAACAGUAAGAGAGAUUCAGAAAAUCUGUACAGAUAAUCCUUAACUUUCCUCAGAGGGUAGGAAGUUGGAUGAGCGAGAUGUUGCUGCAUUCAUGUUACCAUAAUUCAGUGACAGCAAACUAAGUAAAAUGAACAAUCAAGCAAACACAUUGUUCCAAAUGUUGUUCUCUGUUGUUUUUAAACCCAACAGGCAUGGUUUUUGCUGUUUUUCUGUGCAAGAUGUUCUCAGAAUUAAACAGACAGAUGGGGUGGUUAAAGAUCAUUUCUGCAUGUUGUUGUGAUUUAUAAUCUUCCAUGCUAUUCAUCUUGUACUUUCUCUGUCACAGGUAGGGAAAGAUCCCAAGCCAGAGAUGAAGAGAAUUCUUGAAGAAAUGGAAGCCAUUAAGACCAAGGUAACUUGAGCGUACAACUGAAUCACACUUGCAAAACAGCAACCAUCUAUAAUCUGCCAAGGAAACAAGGAGGGGGCCUGUCAAACCAGUCACAGGGACCACGCAAGGGAGAGGCAGGUGGAAGUUAAAACAGAAAUAAGAGAAGGGUUUACUGAAGAAGUGGAUGUGUAGAAGGGGCAUAAGGGAAACAAGAUAAAUAUUUUGGCUCUUGAAGAUUAGAAGCAGGGUGGUUUUUCCAAGAACUGGGUUCAGCCACUAUCAGAUGAGUGUACACACAGUUAAAGGAAUGGGUGCAUUCCUCCUACAUUUAGAAACUGGAGUGGAGUAUCCUUUUUAUCUUUCCCACUCCAUUUUUUUGUGGGGGAGGGGAAUGGUCACAAAAAGCGUGUGUGUUAGUUGUUGUUUUUUUGAAAUAAUUUUUAUUGGUUUUACAAAAUAAAUUUCACAUUUACCACAUUUAAAUUUCAAAAUCAAUCUUCUGAAUUUUAGGACUCCCCAUACCCCAUAUAUAUAUAUAUAUAUAUAUAUAUAUAUAUAUAUAUGGGGUAUAUAUAUAUAUAUAUAUAUAUAUAUAUAUAUAUAUCAACUGCAUAUUAUAAUUCUUCCACGUUAUGUUCCUCCAAAAUUACAGUGUUCUCUUAAAUACAGCCUACAUUUGUCUCAUUCCCUGUUGAAGCUUUGUUCCUCCUGAUUUCUGAUUUUCCCUGUCAAUCUUGCCAUUUCUGCAUACUCUAAUAAUUUUGUCUGUUAGUCCACUUUUGUCGGCAUUUUCUCCUCUUUCCACUGCUGGGCAAGCAGCAGUCUAGUCUUCUCAAAUCUUUCGGUAUAUCUGCACCUAUAAUUCCUAGGAGAAAGGCUUCUGCUCUUUUAAACAAAUGUUAUUUUAAACAUUUUUAAAAGUUCAUUACAUAUCAUUUCCCAGAAUUCCUUUAUCUUUUUACAAUUCCACCACAUAUGAUAAGAGGUGCCCUCUUUUUCCUUACAUUUCCAACAUACAUUUGAGUUAGUCCUAUACAUUUUUGCUAACUUACUGGGUGUUAAGUACCAACGGUACAUCAUCUUCAUAUAAUUUUCCUUCAGCGUAUAACAUGCCGUAAAUUUUAAGUCAACUUUCCAUAAUUUCCCCCAUGUUGCCAACUGUAUAUUAUAUCCAAAAUCUCUUGCCCUUGUGUGUGUGUUAGUUAUGCUUAUUCCUGACCUCAACUAGAUCUUCAACUGGAUUUAAUAAUAUUGCUUCUCUUUUUAUUUAUUUAAGGGGAAAGAGGUUCCUUUUCAAAACUUUGAUCCAUCCAUCCUUUUCCCUCAAAAUCGGAGCUACUUCACCUACCAAGGCUCCUUCACUACACCUCCUUGUGAUGAGUGUGUUACCUGGAUUAUUCUGAAAGAGCCAAUCACCGUCAGUGUGGACCAGGUAAGCUUUUCUUAUGCAAGUAUUUCAUGUGAACUACAUCCACAUACAGUUUGCUGAAAGCCUUGCUCUGUUAAUCAGAAAUAACAUGCCCGAAUUCAGUGCUGACAACAGCCAUGAGAAAAUGCUGGGACAUUUCUAAAGCUGAGGAAUAAGAACUAUGAGUAAAGGCUAAAAAUCAUCUUGGGUUUCAGUUCAGUUUUUGCAUUUGUUUACCCAACCACAGAAUCAAACAAGCCAAUAUUCUUUAUAAUGCACCUCAAAAAACUUCUGACAAUGUAACAGGGGGAUUAACCCCAAACUAAGACCUGGUUUACACAACACAAUAAGCCAAACUAUAGCUUACUGGGACAUUGUGAAUGUGCUGACUCCUAAAGAGGUGCUUGCAACCAUUUUGGUCCUCUCCAGUCCUUUAUAUUCCUGUACCAUGCAGAGCUAAGCCAAGGUUUGGCUUGUGGUUAGGCUCUCUUCUCACUAUCUGUUGUAGCCAUGAACAAACCUGUCUAUCUCAAUUUUACUGACAAAAGAAAACAUUCAGGGAGGGGAGAGACUCACCAAAGAGCAUCUGAUUCAUAUUUCCAUCCCCAUUUUUCCUAGCUUCCUCUCGGCAGCACCCUACACAGGGUUCCAAGCCAAGAGGUCACAAAAUCAAGAAGAUCCAUAAAUGAGAAGAUCCGUUUGGGUGCGCCAAAUUUUGGUCUCGCUCAGGGUGCCCUAUUGCCAAAGAUUACCAAAAUCCACCCCUGCUCUCGGUUAAAAAUUUCAUUGGAGCACAAAACGCAAAUGAACUUUGGCGGGUUUGCUGGGUUUGACAACGUAAAUCAUACUGAAGCCCCUCCCUCAGCCUUAAUUAUGUCAUUUACAUGGAAGCAGGUUCUGCUGGCUUUAUCCCUUCAUGUUUGGUUGCAAGUACAUCCCAAAUGGACUCUGGCAGUUUUCUGAGGAAACUGCAUUCCAUGUGUCUGCUCAGUGCUUAAGACACCUCAUUUUUAGCCAGGCUCCAGGUUGGUCCUCACAUCUGUUUACUUCUCUGUAGAUGGAAAAGCUUCGUAGCCUAUCUAGCAAUGCUGCAGGUGACCCCUAUUGUGCUUUGGUGGACAACUGGCGGCCUCUUCAGCCUCUGAAUAACAGGAUGGUAAGAUCUCCAUGCCAAUAGAAUCUUUGCUGAAGCCCAUGAUCUUCGGUUGUGAAGACCCAGGAUUCCACACUCGUGUUGUGUUUGACCUGCUGUUCUCCCUCGAGAUCUGUACUGUUGAGCUAGAAAUUCUGAGCGAUGAAACAGGACAAUUUAGAUAAAAUUAAUCAACAUUCUAGAGGGGGGAAAUCACUGGGGAAAUAUUUACUAUAUUAGAAUGGGGGAUCUCUCUCGAUAAUCUUUGUGAACACUACCAUUUUUAUGGAAAAUUCUGUGGGUGGGUGGGAAGGUCUUAAAGGAUUUUCUUUCUUUCUUUCUUUCUUUCUUUCUUUCUUUCUUUCUUUCUUUCUUUCUUUCUUUCUCUCUCUCUCUCUCUCUCUCUCUCUCACACACACACACACACACACACACACCUGUAAAUGAAGAAUGCUAGAGGAGCACAGCAAGAGUUGAAUGCAUUUUUGUAUCAUAUCUAUGUAUAAAGUGUCAUUAAAAAUGCAAAUUGUGAAGAAAAUCAGCCUGGAAGUCUAACCCUCUAUCCUUCUCAUUGUUGACGGUGAAAUUAAACACAUUCAUUCAAACAGGAUAUAGUAUGGGAUGAAGCAUUCUUAUUUAAUUGCUCAACUUCAUUUCCUGUUGAUUUGUUUGAAAUGAUAAUCUUUUGAACAGCCAGGAUUUUGUUUAAUAUAAAGGUAAUCUUGGUGACUCUAAAAUAGGGUGGGUUUUUUGGGGGGGUGGUUUCCAGAAAACAUUAUGAGUUAUUUAAUUUUUAGGGUUUCUUGUAUCAUUUCUCUGAUGUGUCAAAAAGGUCACUUUCUGAACUUCUGAUUUUAUUAUUUUGCAGUUAAUUUUUAUGCCAUUGAAGUUAGUGUAAUGAAAUAUUGGUCAAAAACCCAUUUCGCUUGUGAAAUGCUCAGAUGAAUUUUGCAAUGGGAAAUAUCUCAAAGUUUCAAACUACUAAAGAAAUGGAGUUUUGUAUGUCCUGUUUCAAUACGUUGCACUCAGUAGUUUACAGAUGUCAGAAUACCAACUUUGAAUCUGACCUAUUGAAAUAAAUGGACUUAUUUGUCAUUAACUUGCUUACAUUGAUUCCAGUGGAACUACGCUGUGUAUGACUAGUCAGAUCUUAUCCUGUUAAGGAGGGGGCUGUUUUUUUUCUUCUCAAAUCUCCAAAAUAUAUAUAUAUAAGAACUUGAAUCUAUUUAGUGUUUAAGUUGUAGCACUUACAUUUGUAAACAUAGGGGGGUACCUAGCUAAAUCAUUCUCAGAGCAGACCAUUGAAAUCAACAGAGUAUGACUCAGUUGGGUGCCACCCAUAAUUUGUUGCUUCAAAUCUGAAAAACAUUUUCAAAAAAAGAAUGAAAAUAACAGCCAGGGUGUUGUUGUUUUUUAACCUCUUCAAGUUGUUAAUAAGGUAUUUUCUGGGGGGUUGUUUUUCUUCUUGCUUUGAGCUGGUACUUUCUAGAAAAAGCAAUUCAGAUAGUAUUGCAUGAUGGCAACAUAGGUGCUUUUGUAUAUAAAACAACAACAACAAUAAAUCUGUUUAUCUCAGAAACAAAGUUUUCAGAACUUCUUAGGUGAUUGUAAUAUGAUCCCAUGAGAGGGCUUUGUGCACUUAAAUCAUUUUGAUAGGGAUUGUUGUUGUUUUUUUAAUUCCUGAGGGAUAUUCAUGUUCCUCAACUGUAUAAGAAGCCAAAACUGGCAGAGCAGUCUUAACCCAACCUGAGGGAUAUUGGAGGGCUGGAGCCAACAACACAUCUGGAGUUUUGUCAGCUGAUGCUAGCUGCUGAACUGGCUUCCUCUCUUUGAAACAUGCUGGAUUCAGAUCCAGUGGUUCCAUCGCUGGCCCAGCAUUGUCCAGGGAACACCCUAUUCUGCAGCCCUACACAGGGUACUACUAGUGGAAGGAGCGCUGCUCACUACAGCCUGCUGCCCUCUCAGGCAGAAGGUGGGCUUCUGCUGCAGGACCGCAAUACCUCACCUCAAGGACCACCUCUUCCCAUAUGAACCUACCUAGACCCUGAGAUCAUCUUCUGAGGCCCUCCUUCAUGUGCCUCCUCCUCGAGAGGUCAGGAAGGUGGCAACAUGAGAACGGGCCUUCUCUGCAGUGGCUCCCCAUCUGUGGAAUGCUCUCCCCAGGGAAGUUCGCCUUGCACCUUCAUUAUACACCUUUAGGCGCCAGGUGAAAAUGUUGCUUUUUAACCAGGCCUUUGGUUGAUCUGAUUUACAUCCUAUGCCCUUUAAAAAAAAAUGGGGGGGGCUAUUGGGUUGCUGUUUUUAUUUUUAUAAGGUAUUUUGUGGUUUUAUAUCUUGAUUUUAUUCUGUGAACCACUCUGAGACCCCUGGGUAUAAGGCAGUAUACAAAUUCAAUCAAUCAAUCAAUCAAUCAAUCAUCAUCAUCCCCCCCCAAACCCCCAAAAUCAGUCGUACUCCUUGGUGAUGGGCAAGAGAUCUGUGCUUGAUCCUCCUAACCACUAUCCUCAGCCAUCAAGAUAUUGGGCAGGUUAGGAUUAUAUACUUGCAGAUAUAUUAGCAUGCAAGCCUUUGUGGUACAGAGCAAAAUUUGUCAGAUGUGUGGCAUCCCAAAUAGGUAAGCACAAGGGUGCACAUGUUGAGAGGUGGACGGUGCUUACUAAGGAAAGCCAAGAGAUAGCAGUGUAUUUGUUGGUCUUUACAUAUGGCGCUGUAGUCUAAACCACUGAGCCUAGGGCUUGCUGAUCAGAAGGUCGGCGGUUCGAAUCCCUGCGACGGGGUGAGCUCCCGUUGCUCAGUCCCAGCGCCUGCCAACCUAGUAGUUUGAAAGCACGUCAAAGUGCAAGUAGAUAAAUAGGUACUGAUCCGGCGGGAAGGUAAACAGCGUUUCCGUGCCCUGCUCUGGUUUUGCCAGAAGUGGCUUAGUCAUGCUGGCCACAUGACCUGGAAAAACUGUCUGUGGACAAAGGUCGGCUCCCUCAGCCAGUAAAGUGAGAUGAGCACUGCAACCCCGGAGUCGUUCACGACUGGACAUAACUGUCAGGGGUCCUUUACCUUUACCUUGCAUAAACAUAAGGGAAAAGCCUUCUGGUUCAGCCCAGCAUCCUGUUCUCAUGAUGGGAGUCUGCAAGCAGAACCGUGAUUUUGUAGCACCCUGCUUGUGGUUAACGCUUAGCUGGAAUGAAAUAUUCAACGCAGCAAUAGAGAAAUUAAAAUAAUAAUUUAUUUGUCAGACAAAUAAAUGAGAGACACAGUGGUAUAUGGUUACCAAAGCUCUGCCUACUCCAGCCCUGAUGGCCAGCACUUAUAUUUCCUCAGCCCAGCCCCCUUGCUCCUCCUUUGGCUGCCUCUGUCCAAUCAGCCUGGUUGAAAUUCCUAUUGGCUGUUUGCUAGAACCAAUCAUAAAAGAUACACCCAUUUCCUAUUACCUUUUAUGGGAGACAAAGAGCUAUAUUUCCUUCUAUCCAUAAAUGGCAGACAAGUAGCCAUAUAUCUUACAUUUACCUUGACCAGGCACCUUAAUUACCAGAUAACCUUUCUGCCCUAUUGCCCUAUUACCCUAUUGCCCUAUUCACUCCAAAACAGAUGGCUAAAACAGAUGGCUCAUGGUUUUAAUUUUUAUCUUAAACAGAGAUCUUGGGUUCACCUUCUCACACACCAUCAAUGAAAUAAGAAUCUAACAUAAGAAUCUAACAUUUCUUACUUUCUAAAUCCUUUGCAUAAUUACAUUUAAGCCAAUAUAUUUCAUACAUAACAUAGAUAGAUUUUUAGAAGAAAAGGAACUUAGUAAAAACAGCUUCAAAACAGCUUCAGAGAGAAGCCUCUUCGGUUUACAACCCCCUUUCAAGCCAGCUGCUGUUCCCAUUAGCUCUUGCCCUUUAACCUUAGGAAGAUGUGGCUCGAGUCUGAUGGGAGGCACAUGGUAUUUUCUGUUAAACAAUAAAUUUCACUAUUUACCAACUCUUAAUUAGUGUUUUUGCAGCUUGAUUGUAUUCUGUAAUUUGUAUGGUCAGUAUGACCUUUUGCUCCCAGCCUGUAAUUUCCUUUUACAACCCUGAGGUACUGCUAUAGAUCAGGGGGGCCCUUGAUCAAGAAGAUAAACAACUGCCAGAGUACUCAGCCAGCUGCUUUAUAUCUGGCAUGAAACAUACAAACAUUUGCAAAUAUAUAUUUUUAAGCUCAUUUUAAAAUACAAGUCUUGAUCAGAUGCCUCAAUCUCAACUGUCUUCUCCCCACCUCCAGUUCCUAGCAAAUUGUAUUAAAUAGCAUGCCACUUCUGACAGUGCAGGUAGAGUAUAGCCACAUGACUAGUAGCAAUUUUAAAUAACCACCACUGUUUGUGGUUUGCCUGCAAGGUAAAAAAUUACGAGGCACAUCAGAAACUUCCUUCCAGCUCGAAAACUGAACAAUGACUAAUGAUGAAAGCAUUUCUUUUUUAAAAAUUGUUAUUUGGCUGGGAAUAAAAUGAUUAACAUACACAACCAUAUUCUUGACAAAAUGCCAACGGAUUGGUUCUCAGAAAACCACUAGGAGGCAGAUGUCUUUGCUUCUACAUUUUUAUCUCAUUCAAAUAGACAACUGAACAUAUGUUUUACUACAAACCCCCAACACAUUUUUCUUUGUAAAUUAAGCACUGAGAAUAUGCCAAUAAAUAAAGUUCUUUGCCUAUAUAACCUUUAGUAAUUUGACUUAUCUGACUCAUUUUUAAAUCAUUAUAGAAUUCAAUUUGCAAAUUUGGGCCUAUUCUUACAUUUCCUCUUGUUGGCUGCGAUUUCUUUUUUUACAUUAAAGAUGUCUGUUUAUCUGAAGCAAAAUCAAUACUAAUUAUGUAAUCCAUUAUGCAAUCCACUGGUUGCAAUUUGUGGGGAAGAAUAACACACAAAAAUGCUGAUUCUCACCUUUUUUUACUUCACAGUCAUACUGUUUUUAUUUGGACUUACAUUCAAGUAAUUAUGGUUAGAAUUGCAGCCAUUACCCUGAAGGGCUUAGUGCCAUUAAUGCAUAAUCUUGACACUCCGAGAAGGGAGAAAUAAUUGAUCGGCUCAGAAUGUUACAUUUUCAUGCUGUUGGUCUGUAAACAAUUCUUGAGUGCAUUGCAUGCCAAGCACAAGCUUUCAUUAAUGUUUGGGAGCAAGCCAACAUGCAUAUGUUUACAAUGCUUUAGUAUUUAUGUAGUAAUGCAAAUCUGUCAUCUUGUUGGCCUCCGAUCAUCUUAGACUGAGUCAUAAGUCCCCAGCGUACAACAUUAAUUACACAAAUGUCAAUAUUAUUACAGUACUGUCCUGCAAAGAGAAUAGCACAGCACAUUCACUGUGACCUUUCCAUAUUAUAAUUCUUUGAGAUUAGUCCAUCUGCAACAACAGAAUGCCUUUUGGAUUUGGCAGAUGAGAUCAGUAAAUCUGACUGAACAGUGCAAAGCACAACUGCAUUUGUCAAAUGCCCUAAAGGACAACCGAAAUGCUGGGAUAAUCGUGUCUGGUAGAAACAAGUGUGCUUUUUAUAAAAACAUCCAAGAUGAAGCAAGAUGAGAGAUGUACAGUGAAUUCACAUCCAGAAUUCAGGUCACGGAGUUCAGAUAACAGGGCUUUCGACUAUCACAUGUUAUUUCAUGCUGUCUCAGAACGAAAAGAAAGUGAGAGAUCUCGUUCUCAGAUAUUACAGGCGGCUUCUUCAAGAUGAGAUUACAAAAUGUUUAGCUGUAUCCUCUCUUAAUCCAGAUUGCUUUUAGAAAUUGAUCUUUAAAAGAAUCAUUUUGGGGUGUGACAUUUGUGUACUUGCUUAUUCUAAUAUGCACAGGAACUUUCUCUCCUGCAAGCAUGCUAAGGAUUUGAGAGUGCAAUUCUAGGCAUGCUUACCUGGUUGUAAGUUCUUUUAAUAUAGUGGAAUCUACGUCUGAGUAAAGAUGCUUUGUUGUUGU
This is a messenger RNA of Podarcis lilfordi (Lilford's wall lizard), 21929 nucleotides long. The record is from the annotation of a GenBank genome assembly. NCBI's taxonomy places the organism in Eukaryota, Metazoa, Chordata, Lepidosauria, Squamata, Lacertidae.